Mercurialis annua (annual mercury) is the source of this 1902-nucleotide messenger RNA. RefSeq lists its product as uncharacterized. The record is from RefSeq and is a predicted model, not a curated record. Bases 130 to 768 code for a protein of 212 amino acids. Lineage: Eukaryota; Viridiplantae; Streptophyta; Magnoliopsida; Malpighiales; Euphorbiaceae. The transcript is spliced from 3 exons.
UAGGUUUGCCAAAUUAGCUACCCAAAACCGGCUCUAAAAAAAAACAACAAAAAAAAACCUCUCUUCCCUUUCUCUCUCUUAAAAUCUCUUUUAGAAUCUAGUUUCUCUCUCUACUGCAACAAACCAUAAAUGGCGGCAACAUCUAGAAGAUCCUCAACCGGUCCAGUGACCCGCUCACUCUCACCACUACCUUCGUCUUCUUCGUCAACAGCUUUUGCUUAUUCAAGCUCCAGCUUUGCUUCUCGUUCGUCCAAUUUAUUUUCCCCUAGCCAAUGCAUUCACCACCACUACCAGAGAUCCACAUCUCCGCCGCGUGUUCACUUACGUGGCUCCACCACCGCCGCUACUCGCUCUGCUCCCUCGGUACGUUUCUCUUUUGACCGUCCGAUCUCUCCUAACCGCUCCAUAACAUCGUCGGUCAAUACACACCCACGCGCUCAGCAGGUGGUCAGAAAACCUGCUAAAAAGACCUGCAUGUGCUCGCCUACUAAUCAUCCUGGCUCCUUCCGCUGCAGCCUCCAUAAAAACUUCGGCAACGGCAACAUUACUCAAAGCGCUGGCUACUCUUCCUCUAAUACGCGCCUAAACGCGCGUAGAUCAGCCAUGACUAACUCCUUGGUCAGGAUCUGUGGUGUGGAAGGUGAUUUGGUGAAAAGAGCUUUAUCAGCGCUGAUUCGUCCUUCUUCUCACCAGCAAAGGCGACGCGCCGGUUUCCAGACUCGUCCGAGUCGGCUCUCUGUCAUGUCGAAAGCCGAGGAGUUGUCAUAAUAGGAGUUUGUGGUUCUAUUCGUGAUUUGAUUCAUCCGUUUAGCCGUUCGUCGUAUACGUAUGGGUUCGGUCCGUUCCGUCCAGUUCUGUUCCGUUGAAGGUGAGUAUAUAUUUUUUUUAUUUUUUUAUUUGUGUUGUUAUUAUUAUUAUUUUCCUUUUUGCGCAGGUAUUACUAUAGGAAAUUACUGAAGGUGAAAAAGUAAAACUGGGAAUUAACCGCAGCUACUUGGAAAAUGGGAGUGUUAAGGGAAAUGAAAGGACGAAAAUGAAACGUAAUGAAAAUUAAAACUGAUAAUUGAAAAGAUUAAAAGUCAAUAAGGUAAGAUUAGAAAUUCUGAUUGAAAAGAACCAAAAUAAUAAAUAAUAUAAACAACAGCUAAGAAAGAGAGAGGGAGAGUGGAAACUUCGGAAUUGGAAAAAUAGACAAGUAGUUGAAUGUUGAUGCCUUCACACGGAUUAACUUUGGACAAUUGGCCUACUUGAUUAAGAAAGAAAGGAGGAAGACGGAUUUUACAUAAUCACAACUUUCCAAUAUAAUUUAAAUUAAUACUAUACUAUACCAAUUCAAUAAAAUGAACUUAACUCUUAUUUAUUUAAUUUGAUUACCAAGAAGCCACCAAACCCAUCAAUUCAAUUUAAUUUUAUCAAUUUUGGUUGUUUGAUUCAGUCAGUUUAGUUAUGAUCAAAUAGAAUAUUCAUAUUAGGAGAAAUAAACUUAUAUAGAAAUCAAUAGUGAAAUGGUACGUUAUGCUCCAACUAAAAUAAAUAUUUUGAAAUAAUUGUUUGCAUUUUUGGUUAGUCCAAAUUAAAUUAAUCUCAAGAUGGUAUAGACAGGCUGGCAUAAUUAUGAAUAGCAGGUGGAUUAUCAGUGUUACUGUUUUGUAAAGCCACGUAGCAGACAUAAUUGUUUACUGAUGCAUAAACAAAACUGUACCAAACAGCUAAUCCCUAAUUCAGUGCUUAUAAUUCAAUUUGGUCUGCCUAUUCUCAUCAUCUAGGUACUGCCUCUCUUUAGACUUUUCUUAAUCAUGCCCUUUUAUUUGGUUAAUUUAAUCAUCCUUGAAAUGUUUAUUUAAUAUUUUAAUCUGUACAUUGUAUAAUUUCUUUAAUAAAUGAAAUAUAUUUUUAGUUUUA